Coturnix japonica (Japanese quail) is the source of this 4065-nucleotide messenger RNA. It is a transcript of the gene SLC5A7, whose product is annotated as solute carrier family 5 member 7. Lineage: Eukaryota; Metazoa; Chordata; Aves; Galliformes; Phasianidae. Gene Ontology annotation, molecular function: choline:sodium symporter activity. The record is from RefSeq and is a predicted model, not a curated record. Gene Ontology annotation, biological process: acetylcholine biosynthetic process; neuromuscular synaptic transmission; choline transport. Gene Ontology annotation, cellular component: axon; dendrite; plasma membrane.
CCCCAUCUCUGACGGACACGGUCCUCUCACCCCACUCAACCCUCCCCCUUUAUAAAGGGAUUUUCCUCUUUUUAAUCCACCAGCCCACCGUCGCAACCUCACCACCAGGCGCACCGAUAGGGGAAGAGCCGCCUUUGCGCUUCACCCCCAUCCCCUGCGGGCAGACCCCGGGUGGGGGCUCGGCGCCCGGGCUCAGCCCCGACAUCGCCUUGGGGAUGGACGGCCGUGCCCAGGGAACUGCGGGGCAGAGCUGCGCCGGAGCCCAGCAGCCUUAAUGAAAUAGCGAUCAGAGAACCAGUCGGGACUCCAACAUGCCUUUCCAUGUGGAGGGGCUGGUGGCCAUAGCUGUGUUUUACCUGGCUAUCCUGGCAGUUGGGAUAUGGGCUGCUUGGAAAACCAAGAACACCGGCAGCGAUGGAGAUCGCAGCGAAGCUAUUAUUGUCGGCGGAAGAGACAUUGGCUUGCUUGUUGGUGGAUUUACAAUGACUGCCACAUGGGUUGGAGGAGGUUACAUCAAUGGGACAGCAGAAGCUGUGUAUGUCCCAGGCUACGGUCUAGCUUGGGCUCAGGCACCUAUUGGAUAUUCCCUUAGUCUGAUCUUAGGUGGUCUGUUUUUUGCGAAACCUAUGCGAUCCAAAGGCUAUGUGACAAUGCUAGACCCUUUCCAGCAGCUUUAUGGAAAAAGGAUGGGAGGGCUCCUGUUUAUUCCAGCUUUAAUGGGAGAAAUGUUUUGGGCUGCUGCCAUCUUCUCUGCCUUAGGUGCCACGAUAAGUGUGAUCAUUGACAUUAAUAUCAAUAUUUCAGUCAUUAUUUCUGCCCUGAUUGCAACUCUGUACACUCUUGUGGGUGGGCUUUAUUCCGUGGCCUACACUGAUGUAGUUCAAUUGUUCUGCAUCUUCCUUGGGCUGUGGAUCAGUGUACCCUUUGCGUUGUCCAAUCCUGCAGUGACAGACAUUGGUUUCACAGCUGUGCAUGAGGUGCACCAAGCGCCUUGGCUCGGAACUAUUGGCUCACUUAACAUUUGCACCUGGCUGGACAAUUUCCUUUUACUGACAUUUGGGGGGAUUCCAUGGCAAGCAUAUUUCCAGCGAGUUCUUUCCUCAUCUUCUGCCACAUAUGCUCAAGUUUUGUCAUUUCUGGCUGCUUUUGGCUGCCUUGUGAUGGCUAUUCCUGCAGUACUCAUCGGUGCAAUUGGAGCAUCCACCGCCUGGAACCAGACUGAAUAUGGUUUUCCUGACCCCAUUACUAAAAAAGAAGCGGAUAUGAUUUUACCAAUUGUGCUCCAGUAUCUUUGCCCAGUCUACAUCUCGUUCUUUGGCCUUGGUGCUGUAUCUGCUGCCGUCAUGUCAUCAGCUGACUCUUCAAUUUUAUCAGCAAGUUCUAUGUUUGCUCGGAACAUUUACCAGCUCUCAUUUCGGCAAAAUGCCUCAGACAGAGAAAUUGUAUGGGUCAUGAGAAUCACUGUUUUUCUCUUUGGAGCAUCAGCGACAGCAAUGGCACUGCUGGCAUCAUCAGUGUACGGCCUGUGGUACCUCAGCUCUGACCUUGUUUACAUCAUCAUAUUCCCUCAGCUCUUGUGUGUACUAUUUAUUAAAGGAACCAAUACCUACGGUGCCAUUGCAGGAUACUUAUUUGGCCUUGUUCUCAGAAUAACUGGAGGAGAACCAUACCUCUACCUUCAGCCCUUGAUCUACUAUCCUGGCUGCUAUCUUGAUGAAAAUAAUAUCUACGUCCAGCGAUUCCCAUUUAAGACACUUGCGAUGCUUACCUCCUUCUUUACUAACAUUAUAAUCUCCUACUUAGCCAAAUACUUAUUUGAGAGUGGGACUUUGCCACCAAAGCUGGAUUUCCUUGAUGCUGUGGUUGCAAGGUACAGUAGAGAACAUAUGGACAAAGCAACACUUGUAAAAAGUGACAAUAUUGUAUUAAACGAACUUGCACCUGUGAAUCCGCGACACAGUCUAACUUUGAGCUCAACUUUCACAAACAAGGAAGCCUUUAAUUAUGUUGAUUCAAGUCCAGAUCUGUCCAACACUGAAGAUAAUUAAAAAGCAUGGCACUCACAGACGAAGCAAUGCAAAACACAAUAUUCUACAAAGAAUAGUAAGAGGCAUUUUAUGGAAAGAAAAGCAAAAUUUAGGAAUGAAAUGCCACUGCACAAUCUCUAAUUGAUUCUACAAGCAGGAGCAUCCAUGGGCAGAACUCUUUCCUGUUAUUGUCCAGUAUAUUGAAUUAGAUCACAGAGUGUUUCCCGAAAGAUGCACUCAGAUCCCAUUCUUUCCACCCUCAACUGUAAACUAUGUAAUUAAAAAAUAUAUAUUUGCAAUUGAAAAUAUAAGUAGCAGAAAAGUGCAACAGCUAUUUAGGUAGGACAUUAUAUGAAGAGAUUAUAAUACAGUCAUUCUGAAGAACUACCAGCCGACAUUUUAUUGGCAUUAAGUGAAAGUACAUUGUCACAGCUGUAAGUGAUUUAUUUCUAAAGAUCUAACUUCUUGCACAAAGGCAGAUGGAUAAUUUCCCUGGGUUUUUGUUCUGGAAUUUUCCUUCUCAUAAAGGAUUUCAAAGAACACAAAUCUAGUAUUUUAUUAUUAUUUGUAUAAGACAGCAAAAUGUGCAAAAUUAUUUGUAGAUGUGCAGAAGAACAUCUUAUACUCUUAAAAGAAGUUCAAAUGAAAUCAGCAGUUAAAGUGAUGGUAUGCCUAAUGCAAGAUGUCCUUAUAAGCAAAGUAUAUUACUGUAGAUUUUCUUAUUUCCUGUGCUUAGUGGCUGUCACCAAGGGAGGAGGAUAAAAAUUUUAAAGCAAUAAUUGGAGUUGAGAAACUCAACUUGUGGGAAAAAAAAAAAAAAAAAAAAGGCUGAAGUUUUAUAAAGUAAAAAGAACUUUGCAGUGCUGUGGAAGGAAGUCUUAUCUUAAUUUAUCAUAAAAAAUGUCUGACACCAAGCAACCAUAGCAAUGGAAGAAAUACUGAAACAUGGGAGACUCAAGAAGGCUGCUUGAAAAAAAAACAAAUGGGGAAAAUAACCAGAUUUCACUUACUAAGAAAAUACAUUCUCAAAGACAACAAAAAGUCUUUUGGCUUGGACAUACUGAGAUUACUCUGGGAAAAGAGUAGAUUUUCCGUGGAAAAACACAUUUUCUCAAAAAUAUGAUUUCCCAUGAGUAAAGAGGCUUGGUGAAGAUCUUUGCAUGCCUGUAUUUACCUCCAGAAGCAGCAGCAGCUUGGAGGAAACCUGAAAGGAGGGUUGAACCCUCAAUUGUAGCAAAAUGCAUAGCAGUGUCUUCAGCUAAGUGCUGGAUUCCUUCAUUGACAGCCACUCACAUGGGCCAUCAUGGUGCCUCUGGGGCACCAGCAGCAUUCGGGCAAAAUGAGACCAUGCAUAAAUGAUAAUGCUGGCUAGAAGCAAAGCAGGGAAGUUUAAGCCUCUUCUAACUAUGGUCUGGCCAGCAAAGAGCAUUCAAUUUGGUUUCUGUUUGCCCACAGCCAAGAUGAUUAUGCCUGUCCUUGUUGGUACGUGCCUUUCACAGUGGGAGAUCUAAUAGCUAGAUUUCUAUACUACUAAGAGUUAUGCUCCAGUAAUUCUUUUUAAUAUCUACACAUCACAGAACAUUCAGAUGAAAUCCAGAUACUCUCCUGUUGCUGAUCACUGGUGAAAAUUACUUCUUUAAAUUUACAGCAGGAGGAACUAUACUGGAGGAUAUGAAGUGUAAGAGUAGGUUUUGCUGCUAAAGGAAGAAGCCAUCAACUUGUACAUUCAGUGUUAACAUAAACUUUCACAAGGUUGAAUUCUUAGAUAUGUUUUUGCUCCUUUUGUGGAGUUUUAAUGGCAUUUACAUAUACUGUAUGUAGAUAAAAUUAAUUUUAGAGAUGUUAUUUCUUUUCUCCAUACACUGCAUUAGAAAUAAUACUACAUCUGAGUUGAGAUAUGCAUUUGAACUGCAUACUGUGUACUACUCCACAAACAGGCAUUGAGUGUGCACUGGGUGGAGGGAAUCAGAAUCAGGAUCUGCACCAAACUCUGAAGAGUCAAUACAUAAAAAAAAGAAAAAAAAAAAAAAAAAAAAAA